UUCUGCGCGGCCCCACGUGCCAAAUAAAGGCAGGCAGAAAAACAUCACGAGUGAAGUGCUGCAGACACAGCACAUGGUCCUCCUGCCUGCUAGCGGACACCACCCGAGAAACAGCCUCCAAGCUCGGUUAACACUAAAGAAAAGCUGUCACGAAGCCAGCAUGUCGACAAAUGACGUUAAAAGCUGCCCCAUCCCCACUCGGGUGCUCACCCUGAAGGACUGGUCCCAGCUCCCCGACUGCUACAGCCAGACUCCCGGUGGCACUUUGUUCUCCACUACGCCCGGAGGUACCCGCAUCAUCUAUGACAGGAAGUUUUUGUUGGAUUGCAGAAACUCUCCUCUCUCCCGCACCCCACCAUGUCUCCCCCAGAUCCCGGGGGUAACGUGCCCUGCAACUCACCCUGGGAGCAAGCUGCAGGAUGUCAAAGAGGAGGUGGAAGAGGAAGAGAAGGACAUUGCAGAUGACAACCAGUUUGAGAUGGACAUCUGAGCUCCAGUUUUACCUCCUGUGGAGAGCUAUCACUCAAAACACCUCCAUGGUCAGUACUGACCGUAAAGCAUUGCAAUAGUUUUAUUUUAUUUUUUAUUUUAUUUUUUAAACAAAGGCUGCGGAACCAAAAACAAUCUUAGAAAAGUAGGGUGUUUUUGACCCUAAAAGGUGUUUUGCUAGACAUGGUACCAAAUGGGUUAAUUGCUCACUUGAGCUUUAGCAGGAUUUGAAAAUAAAAAUCAAUUUUGAUUUAACUUUUUAUAUCUUUUGUAUAUAUUACAAUGUACUAUGUAGCUUAAUUUUAAGUUGGCAAAUAAAGAUGAUUACAUUGAGAGAUGUAAAGUCAUCAUUUUCACUGCAGGCUUGUUUUUUAUUUUUGUUUUUUACCCUUUGCUUAAAAGGCACUGCAAUUACCACCAAAGUGUCUCCUUUUUUGGGGCAGACUAAAAACUGCUCACGCUGUUUUUUUUUAAUGGAGAAAGGGAUUAAAUGUGAAUAAUUGAAAAUAAAGGCUGUUCAAAAUGUG
This is a messenger RNA of Entelurus aequoreus (snake pipefish), 1016 nucleotides long. RefSeq names its product eukaryotic translation initiation factor 4E binding protein 3, like (gene eif4ebp3l). The transcript is spliced from 4 exons. The record is from RefSeq and is a predicted model, not a curated record. Gene Ontology annotation, cellular component: cytoplasm. Gene Ontology annotation, molecular function: eukaryotic initiation factor 4E binding. Lineage: Eukaryota; Metazoa; Chordata; Actinopteri; Syngnathiformes; Syngnathidae. Gene Ontology annotation, biological process: negative regulation of translational initiation. The coding region runs from base 74 to 490 and encodes 138 amino acids.